Messenger RNA from Oxyura jamaicensis (ruddy duck), 5276 nucleotides. It is a transcript of the gene PEX1, whose product is annotated as peroxisomal biogenesis factor 1. Gene Ontology annotation, cellular component: peroxisome; peroxisomal membrane; cytosol. The coding region runs from base 99 to 3983 and encodes 1294 amino acids. The transcript is spliced from 24 exons. NCBI's taxonomy places the organism in Eukaryota, Metazoa, Chordata, Aves, Anseriformes, Anatidae. Gene Ontology annotation, molecular function: ATP binding; ATP hydrolysis activity. The record is from RefSeq and is a predicted model, not a curated record. Gene Ontology annotation, biological process: protein import into peroxisome matrix.
UCGGGGGCGGGGGGGGGAGGGCCCUGCCCGCCGCAGCAGGCAGCCCCGCGCAGUGCGCCGGGUGGCGAGGCCCGGCCCAGCCCGGCCCGGCCGCCGCCAUGUGGUGCAGCGGGAACCCCGCCGGGGGGGCGGCCGCAGCCGCGGCCGUGACGCUUGUCCUCAGCAGCACCCGGGACUGCUUCCUGCGCCUGCCGCCCGCGUUGGCCUCGCAGCUCCGCCUGCAGCAGGGCCAGGCUGUGAAAAUAUCAUGCGGUCAUCAGCCUAUAUUUUUGAGCUGGAUGGAAAUGAGGCAUCGAGGUCACCAGAGUGAAAAUACUGCAGAGAUUAACAGACAUUUAGCGGAGAAACUUGGUAUUGCAGCUGGAGAUCAGGUAUUCCUUGAACCCUGUUCCCACGUCUCCUCCUGUCAGCAAGUAGAAGUGGAACCACUCACAGCAGAUGAUUGGGAAAUACUGGAACUGCACGCUUCCUCUCUUGAAAGACAUCUACUUGACCAAAUCCGAAUAGUAUUUCCAAAAGCCAUCUUUCCUAUAUGGGUUGAACAGCACACCCACAUUUACGUCAAAAUUGGUACGCUUAUGCCAGCAGCCCCGUAUGGGAGAUUAGAACCAUUCACGGAACUUCUGAUUCGCCCCAAAACACGUGAACUUGAAGAAAACAUCACCAGCAUGCCUUUCACGGAAAGUGACGUCUUGCUCAAAACCUUUGUGAAAAAUAACAUGGAACAAGAAGAAACAGUAAAGGAGCCUUUAAUCAACCAACCUCACUUAAAUCCAGGAGUCCCUGAACAGAGUAAGGCCGAUGCAAAUGUGACAUUUGGCUCAAAUGUUCUCCCAGAUAUGUGGAAUUACAUAGGGAGCAUUUUCUCUCGUACACCUGAGCAGAAACAAAAGACUUUGUGUGAUAAAGGUGAAAUGGGCACCUUCAAAGACAAGCUGCUGAACUUAAUUCACAUGGAUUCCAUUUUUAGAGUAUGUCAGUCCCAGCCUCCCAGCGUACAGAAUGCAUCAGCCACUCAUGCAUUUCUGAAAUACAAUGCCAUUCAUAUUUUUCCAUGGAAUUUAGAAUUUAUUGAUUUGGAGCCAAAUGCUGUAGUAUCUUAUGGGAAAAUUAAUGAGCUGCUUUCCCCAAGACAGCGUCAUCAAGAAGCAAAGCAAAAUCUGCCAGUUGAAAAGCAAAAACAUUUGACUAGUACGCAAGACAAAAACAAUUCCAAUUCUAAUAGCAGCCAAGCAUCCACUGAGGGAUCUGUUGUGCAGAUCGUUUGGAACGGAUUUGAAGACCUAAAGAGUAUCAUAGAGUAUGGCAACAGUGGGGAAACCCUACAUGUUGGAAGAGUUUGGAUUCCAGAUGCACUGAGAAAAAAGCUACGUAUCGAUAUACAUUCAGCAGUCCGAAUUAAGUCAGUUGAAUCUGUUCCUAAAAUUCCUGUAUCUCUUAGGCUGCAACCCAGACAGAACUUACAUAAAGAUAUACACGAAGAUGAUGUUAAAUCUGCUUUCAGUUCUUGGCUGCAGGAUUCUGCUACUGAUGAUCUUCCCUGGAUAAUGACAAGCACGGACUCUAUACAUCUGCAUGUUAAAGAUGGAAUGGAGGAGUUUGCCCUUAGUAUAGUGCAUCCUACACACAUGGAAGAAAAUAAGUCUGAGAAUAUUUUUAUGCUGAGUCCCAGUUUGCUGCAAAAGACUAAUAUACAAGUUCUUUUACAUCCUCUGACUAGGAAAGCUGAUGAUGACAGCCAGCCACCUAUGCGCGAUACAGACAGGAGACUUCCGUACCACAAACUAGACCAUUUAGGAGGAGUGGACAAAUUAGGAACAUCUUCAUUUGAACACAUAAGCCACAGUCUUUUGGGUCGUCCUUUAUCUCAAAAACUGGCUGGUAUUGCUGUGGGACUGCGAAGUGGAGGGGUGCUUCUCACAGGAGGAAAGGGAAGUGGAAAGUCAACACUAGCGAAGGCCAUCUGCAAAGAAGCAUUUGAUAGACUGGAUGCUCAUGUAGAAGUAAUUGACUGCAAAGCUUUAAGAGGAAAAAGAUUAGGAAAUAUAAGGAAAAAUGUGGAAGAAGCUUUUUUAGAAGCAUCAUGGAGACAACCAUCCAUCCUUUUAAUGGAUGAUCUUGAUCAGAUUGUUGGAGUACCUUCCACACCAGAGCAUGAGAACAGCCCUGAAACGAUUCAAAGCAAUAGACUUGCUUAUGUUUUGAAAGAUCUGAUAAAAGAAGUUAUUUCCAUGGGGAGUUUGAUUGCAUUCAUUGCUACAAGUCAGUCUGAACAUGCCCUACAUCCUUCCCUGGUUUCAGCUCAAGGCACGCAUAUAUUUCAGUGCUUCCAAUGUAUCCAGUCUCCAGAUCAGAAGCAAAGAUAUGAAAUGCUGUGUUCCGUAAUAAAAAAUAAACUGAAUUCUGAUAUCAAGAAGUUCUCAGAUCUUGACCUCCAAUAUGUUGCAAAGGAAACAGAAGGUUUUGUUGCUAGAGAUUUUACUGUGCUGGUUGACCGUGCCAUUCAUGCCUGUAUUUCUAACCGGAAUGCAUUUCCAAAUGAUGCAGAAGUGAAUCUCUCAACUGUGGAUUUUCAGAAAGCUUUAAAAGAUUUUACUCCAUUAGCUCUAAGAAAUGUCAACCUUCAUAAGCCUAAAGACAUUGGCUGGGACAGGAUUGGUGGCUUAAAAGAUGUGAAGCAAAUACUUGUGGAUACCAUCAUGUUACCUGCAAAGUAUCCAGAAUUAUUUGCAAACCUGCCCAUACGACAGAGAUCAGGAGUCUUGCUAUAUGGAGCACCUGGAACAGGAAAAACAUUGUUAGCAGGAGUAGUUGCUCGAGAGAGUGGAAUGAAUUUCAUAAGUGUCAAGGGACCAGAGCUACUCAGCAAAUACAUUGGAGCAAGUGAGCAAGCAGUUCGAGAUAUUUUUAACAGAGCUCAAGCAGCCAAGCCUUGCAUUGUUUUCUUCGAUGAGUUUGAUUCUAUUGCUCCUCGCCGAGGUCAUGACAACACUGGAGUUACAGACCGGGUGGUUAACCAACUGUUGACUCAGUUAGACGGCGUGGAAGGCUUACAAGGAGUUUACAUCCUAGCUGCUACUAGUCGCCCAGAUUUGAUCGACCCUGCUUUGUUAAGGCCAGGUCGACUGGAUAAGUGCCUGUACUGUCCACCUCCUGAUCAGAGUUCACGCAAUGAAAUCUUAAAAGCUCUCAGUCAUUCUCUGUGCUUGGCAAGCGAUGUGGACUUUGAGUAUUUGGCAGAAAAAACAGAUCAGUUCACAGGAGCUGACCUAAAAGCUUUAUUAUACAAUGCCCAGUUAGAGGCAAUACAUAAUAGUUUAGGCUCAGGUGUAACACAGGAUUUUGGUUCUAGUUCUGAUAGUGACUUCAGCCUGUCUUCCAUGGUUUUUCUAAACCACAGCAGUGGCUCAGAUGACUCAGCAGUAGAUGGAGAAGCAGUGCUAGAGCAAUCUCUUAUUUCUUUAGACAUGUCCGAGUUGCUUCCUGAAGACCCAAGGUCCAACAUGUAUCGUCUUUAUUUUGGAAGCUCUUAUGAAUCAGAACUAGGAAAUGGAACUCCUUCAGAACUGAGCUCUUUGUGUUUGUCUGGACCAAACUCCAUAAAUCACGAUUUUACCAGCAUGUCUCAAAGAGACACAGCAUCAUCACAGCUGUCAAUGCUUAGAACAACCUCUCAAGAAGACUCCCUGGAAAAUAAUCAGGAGCAGCAAACAGAGCACCUGAGGACAGAAAUCAGUGCUAUCAAAGCCAAUUACAGAAGCAAGAAUGGAGAGGACAGCACCUUUAAUCAGUCCAUGCUUGCCAAGAACACUGUGAUUAUUACUCAGUCCCAUCUGAUGACUGCACUUGAGGGUAUAAGACCAUCCAUUAGCCAAGAUGACUGGAAGAAUUUUACUGAACUGUAUGAGGAUUUUCAGAAUCCCAAGAAGAAAGGACAAGUUGGCCCAACAUACAGACCGGGACAAAAAAUGACUCUAGCUUAGUAACUUUUAAUAUGAUUGUAAUUACUAAACUGUAAAUGGAAAUUACAAAUGUGAGCUUGAUAUUUAAAUGAUUACAUCAGAUUAUUUAUAUUCAUAUGGAAGAAAAAUUUAUUUUCAGUUUACAUGCUGUAAAAUUAUUUCACGUUUUAUUUUGAAGAAAAUUGUCUUCCUGCAGAUUAAUAUUAAAUUUUUGAGAGAGCAUUUGUUACGUUAUGUCCAGUUGUUUAUCACAUAAGAUCACAUAAGAUUUUUAGUAUUGCUUUUUAUGAAUUAUAUGAUUACAAAAAAAUAAUAAUGAUUUCCCUGUUUAUUUCCUCAUAACAAUUACAUUCUGUUUGAAUAAACUGUAAUAUCUAAUGCCGGAAACGUUUUUAAAACAUUCUGUAAAGCUAUUCUCUAUCAGCCUUUGGACGGCUUAGAGAAGGGUUUCAGAUGUUUAUUGGUAGACAACUACUCUAAUACUUCCAGAACAAUUGUAGCCAUAAAAGAAAAAUAUUAAGACAAACCAAUAUAAUUUUAUCUUUGUCUUUUGCCACUGUUAAUUAUUCAGAGGAAUAUUAAGUUGCAUUUUGCAACUGUAUCUUCCCAACCCCAUCUUUUGUCCUUGGAGACCUCAGAAAUAUCUCUCAUGUUUGGAAGCUGUCUAAUCUUACAUCCUGACGUUAUUCACCGCUGUUUUCUUACAGUCAGGUUGUUCUUGAGUUGUCAUUCUCAGCUGAUAAGGAGGUGGACAGCAGGGGAAGGAAGCUUUCUUCCAGGAAGGGAAGAGAACUAGAGAUGUUUCCCAUGAGUCACUACGUUACAGUUUAUUUAAUUAAUUUAUGUGUGUAAUGCUCUGUCAAUAAUGGUAAGAACACAUAAUAUUGACCAUAUGAUUAUUCUUGUGACUGCUAUACUUGUUACUGCCACUUACUACUUGUAGUUCCAGUGUUCGGUGCCAGCAAAUAACCCGGAUAAUAUAUUACUUGUAUGCUUACUCUUACAUCCUGGUGCAGGUGAAGUCGUAGCCUUGGUACACUACAAGUCUUAGCUUGUAGCAGAUAAUACCCCUGAUCUUCUCAUCUAGCUAAGCUACUGCUUCUUACUCAUGCUCAACUCUUGCUUCAGUGGGUUUUGAAACUGAAAAUCCUUAUUGCAUUACUACAAAGUAGUAAUUUCUUUUCAGUACUACUAUGUCAUUAACACCGUACUUACUUUUAAAAGCUGGCUAUUUAUUUGCUUAAUAUUAGAGCCAUGUUCUAGAUUACCUCAGCCUUGAGUUCAUCUUUCCAAUAUAAUGGUGUCAUUCUUUUU